ACAGGGGGAGCGCCGAGAGAAGGGAGGAAUUACGACUGGUAUUAGGCCCCUGUCCUUAUAAUGGUACCAACCUUUGUUAAGAGGAAAGCCUCAAGCCUUCCCAGUCAGUAACAACUGCAUGCCCAGGUCUUCCUUGCCUCUGCAGACCUUUAGCUUCCAGCUCAGGCUAGCUGAAACUAAUGAGAUAUUUUCACUACCUCAGUGCCAGAAUGACUUGACGCUGAAGCAGCUCAAGUCUGAUUUGGAAUUAUUGACUGGGAUCCCCUUUCAUUUCCAGCGGCUUCACUACCUGGAUGAAAGUAAGAACCUGUAACCUCUGUUGUUCCUGAAGGUUACUGACAGGUUAUUGUUCACUCACCAUCUAUUUAUUAUAGUUUACAUUUCUUUACAGUCUCUGAGGGUACGUUGACUUGCUUUUAUUUUAUAACUCCCUUCAGUAGAUCUGCCAGACGAUUCUACGCUUAUGGACAAUGAUUUUGUCCCUGGUGGAACAAUUACAAUGCGCAUCUGGAGGCAAGAUGGCUGGGGGCAUCUCGUGGCAGCUGCUGCCAAAGGAGACACGAUGAAGCUGGCCCAGCUGGGAGUUACAGAAGAGUAUGCUGGCACCUCUCCAUAUGCAAAGAUUCUGGGACCAGAGCAGAAAAAGGAGUGGGUAGCACACCGUGCUUUUGUGGCUCUGUUUGUUGCCAGCCACAGAGGUCAUGUUAACACUGUGAAGUUUCUCCUGAGUCAUGGUGCAGAUGUGCACUCUAAAACUCCACUGGGAAGGACUGCGCUGCACGUAGCUGCUAUCAUGGGCCACUGUGAGUGCAUUGAGCUGCUGGUGAGCUGUGGGGCACGAGCCCUCGACCCAGAUUGUGAGGGGCAAACCGCAGUGAAGUUGGCCCAGCUCUGGGGCCAGAAGCAGAGCGAGCAUGCCCUGAUGCACGUCCCACGGCCGCCGGCUGGAGCCAGGCCUUGAUGCAGGGAUGGAGCUGUGCUGCAGGCUCAUGGCCAGCCGGCCUGAUAUACACAGGCUGACCUGGUUCUGGCAGAUCUGAGGACAGUCAGUAACUUUCCCAAUGACACGCACUUUAAAUAGAGGUCACUGCGUACCUUUUGUGGGGUUUUGUUGUGAAAUAAUGUCAUAUUCUGAUGAUGCUGCAGCUAAGGUGACAGCUAGCUCAACCACAUAACCCUUGAGCGUGUGCUUUAUUUGUAAUCUAAGCUUUUUGGUAGUGCUGCUUUAAUUUCUUUGAGCUUAAAGUUGCCUUAUUUUUUUUAAUCCGUGGAUGUUGAGAUCGGGAGGUGGCAGUGGGGCCGGCAGGGGGUGUCCCAGCACUGCACUCAACUGCAGGCAGCAGUGCUGCAUCCUCCCCUGACGGUGGUGCUCCGACUGUUUCCAGAAUAAGGGGAUAAAUAUCCCUGACUUCUUCCUGGGAAUCGAGUACUAAAGCAAGGUUCAAAACCUUAGCCUAUGGAAGCCAGUUACUGUGGGAGAGCAUAUAGCAAACUUUAUAUGUGCUGGCAUUGGUCUGAACAAACACAGAAUUCCUGCUGUAACGAUGCCUUUUAGUACUCUUUAAAAAAGGCUCACUCUCUGGUUUCCUGUUGGUUAUUAGUUCUACCUGAUUCAAACAUACAGAUGUUGGGUAAAUGCAAUGACAAGAUCACGUUCUAUCAAAGUGAUCAAUGGACAAGAUAUGAAACGGUGUUUGAUGUCGUGCUGAGCAGUUGGAUAUUGUAAGCAGGAUUAUAAGAGAAAUCUUUAGAAAUCCGUUAUUCUUUCUUUGUGUUGUCUGUCUAGACUGUCUGAUCUGUGCUUAGGCUUCUAGAAAGGAGGAGAGGAUUUGUAGUUGCUUUUAGCCAUUAUGCAGCAUAACUUGAGAGAACAUAAGAAUGUGAUACACAGAGAACAGAGUGUCUUCAGGAUGAGAAUUCCAGAAAUGGUAGAAAAUUAUGUAGUAUACAGUCAUGGAGGGCAGACAGCAAGUAUUGCUUGCUGGUAGCUGGAAACUCACCCUCAGAAAAGAAAAAGAAAAAAAAAAAAGAAAGAAAUCCUAAAUGUGUUGUGGCUGGGAAAUGAGUGUACACUGAUCCAAAAUUUGAUGGGGUAAAUCAGAAGAGAAUUAACAUCUGGACAAGGCCAGCACUGGAACAGUGUGUGCUCAUGUUUUUCUUAGAUGAGAAAGGAGAACCCAAGCUAAAGAGAGAUUAACCAGAGGAAAGGAGGGAGUUUGUCCUCAGGAGAGGAGCAGGAACACGAGGCAUUCUGUGUUGUGGUUGUUACUUCCUCUUCUCUGUGCUACAGUACAGAAGGAGGAUCAGUCUUCAGAAGAAUUUAGUGAGGACUUAUUAAUGAGCUUUGGGAUUCUCAGAUAAAGGAAGAGGCUGACUGUUAAGAAGAAGAAAAGGUAUUAAAAUGCUUUGGGUUUAAUUUGGCCCAAGGCAGGACAAAUGUCACAACUGUCUCCUAGUAUUAGGAAAUCCAAAGCAACUCUUUUGGAAGGACUGUUGGUGGCCCUGCAUGUGGCAGGAGGGUUGGAGAUUCAUGAUCCUUGAGGUCCCUUCCAACCCUGGCCAUUCUGUGAUUCUGUGACUGUGACUCCCAUGGAUGUAAAAACCAAAGUUAAAUAAAGAUGACAAGCACAGCAAUAAUUCAACACACUUUCUUAGUGUUACAGCUCACCCCUUCCAUUGCCUGGGCAGAGACCAGUACUGUUGCUCAUAGCCAUCACAAUGACUGCUGCUCCCUCAGAGCCUUGAGAAAGCCAGAGCUCAGCAAGCCUGACACUGGCUGCUGCUACUUAGAGGUAGUUGCUGUAGCCAGUGACAGCCUUGGAUAUCUAUAGACUGUCACCUUUGAUAAAUCUGAAUAAUGAUAUGUUCCCCAAACAUUUCCCCUUCCUCUAGAAACAUUUCUAACUUUAACUGAGUUAUACCUGUUCCAUAUUUGUCUGUAGUGCAGAAUGUCGUGGCAAUCAUGACAUUCAUUUUUCAAAGUGAAUCAAAUGAAUAGAAAUUGUUAAAUGCUGGUGUACAAUAUAGCUCAUAAAACCAACAUCAGGAAAGUUGCACUGAUUGGGCUCUUAGAUGCUGUUUUCCUUUUGCUUGGGAAACAGAAUUGUAGUCAGCUUGCAAUCUCCUCAACAUUGUUCAUGGAGGAAGCAGACAAAAAAUACCAAUGGCUGCAAUUUAGUUAAUUUUAUGCUAAACACAAUCAGCAUUCAAACUGGGAGUUACCAAGUGGAAAUGCAUUGAUAGGGAAGCCAAAAUAUUCUCUGUGAGUAGAUGGUGAAAUAUUAAAAUCUCAAAUAGACUCCUGAAAAGCCCAUAACUGUAGGGCGGAGAAGAUGCAAAGGUGAAGUUUGGCACUGCUGGAAUCAACAGGAGGUCAGUGAGGUCACGAAUUAAUCCUCAACACGGGAGGUCAUGACUCUGUGUGGUACGAACCAGUGCAGCACUGUUAUAACAUAAGGCCUUGUAACAACAAAGACAACGAUUAAAAAAAAAAAAGAGAUGAAAAAAAAAAGGUUGCUAAGGAUCUGUCUGAGUCAGGACUUAUAUAGGAAUGCUUUCUCUGCCAUCAGCUUUCAAAUUUGCAGCAUGCCUUGCAUUGCAACCACCAACUGUGUUCAAAGACAACCAGAAUUUGGUUGUGAACUUUCUGAGGAUCGUGUUGACCAUUAAUGUUUAGAAAGGAUAGCGGUUCACAGAAGGAAGCCAAAACCUAUAUACUUUCUAGCAUGCUUCCAACAUCUAUUAUGCUUCCAGCAUCCCGUUUAGGUUGGUUUGAUGCCUGACCUACACUGCAAUUGAGGUUAGUGCUUUGCUUUUCCUUGCAGUUCUCCAUAUGGUAUUCUGUUUGCAAGAUUUGCUUGACAUAACUGUCUGGUAUGGUUUGUUGGUGUUUUGCUAGGAUUCCUGUGUGUUCAGAAGCUAAUAAAGGAACUGUCAACUCAAAGGCCUGUCUUAAAAUGUGGCCCUACUGGCUUGGGAUAAGAAACGCAGAGAUUCCUCUUCCAAGCCUCUUCUGUGGAAUUCGUGAUGCUAUUUCAAUUCCUUUGGUUUCCAGUAACAAAAAAAACCAAUUGGGGUCAAGCAGAAGUCAAGGUAUAAAAAUUAAUCACUGUGAGCUUCCUUACUUG
Messenger RNA from Centrocercus urophasianus (Greater sage-grouse), 4127 nucleotides. It is a transcript of the gene ANKRD60, whose product is annotated as ankyrin repeat domain 60. Bases 464 to 961 code for a protein of 165 amino acids. Gene Ontology annotation, molecular function: protein binding. The record is from RefSeq and is a predicted model, not a curated record. The transcript is spliced from 3 exons. NCBI's taxonomy places the organism in Eukaryota, Metazoa, Chordata, Aves, Galliformes, Phasianidae.